Cynara cardunculus var. scolymus (artichoke) is the source of this 883-nucleotide messenger RNA. Its product is annotated as CASP-like protein 4B1. The record is from RefSeq and is a predicted model, not a curated record. Lineage: Eukaryota; Viridiplantae; Streptophyta; Magnoliopsida; Asterales; Asteraceae. The transcript is spliced from 3 exons. Bases 69 to 695 code for a protein of 208 amino acids.
CUUCCCCAACUUCAUUUCUCCUAUCCAUUCCAACAUCCAAACUAAUUAAUUCGUGAUAACAUCACUCCAUGUCAUCAUUCUUAUCGUCACCACCGCCGGCGAAGAUGCCAACACCUACAGCGCCACCAAAAUCGGUGGAGGUGGAGGUGGAGAAUCAGAAUGUUGAUCAGACACAAACGCCUCUACCUCCGCCACCAGGAUACGGCGUCACCGGAAUCCUCAGACGCUGGAGGCAUGAAGACAUGCUCAAAAGAGGAUCUCUAGGAUUAAGAGUUUUAGGUUUUCUUUUCUCGUUGCUUGCCUUCAUAAUCAUGGCUAGUAAUAAGCAUGGCCGCGGGAGAAAUUUCGAUGAGUACGAAGAAUACAGGUACGCAUUGGCGAUUGCGAUUUUGUCGACGUUAUAUACCGGAUUGCAGUCGUGGAGGCAGAUUCACGAGAUGUCUACCGGAAAAGAAAUAAUUUCUGGCCGGAAUUCGGCGGUGAUUGAUUUCUUCGGUGAUCAGAUUACAGCGUACCUGUUGAUAUCCGCAGCAUCGUCGGCAAUACCACGAACCAACAGAAUGAGGGAAGGAGCCGACAACAGCUUUACGGACUCUUCAGCCGCUUGCAUCAGCAUGGAGUUUUUGGCCUUCUUCAUCCUUGCCUCAUCCGCCAUGCUCUCUGCCUACAAACUUGCAAAACAAACCAAUCUCUAACUCCACUUGGAUCAUUCUUUCCAAUAUUCAUUUUAAUCUUACUUCCUACUUAAUAUGUAAUAAAAAAUAAAGUUUUACUGAUCUUGUAACAAUUGAUGACGUGGGCAUCAAGUUUAUCAAUCUCUUUUUUGGUAAACGGGUGUCCACAUCUUCAAAUAUUAUAAGAUCAACAGGUUACCUGUCAAAAU